This is a messenger RNA of Plasmodium gonderi, 573 nucleotides long. RefSeq lists its product as hypothetical. Bases 1 to 573 code for a protein of 190 amino acids. The record is from RefSeq and is a predicted model, not a curated record. Lineage: Eukaryota; Apicomplexa; Aconoidasida; Haemosporida; Plasmodiidae. The transcript is spliced from 4 exons.
AUGGAAACUGAAAACGUGGAAAAUGUCCAUGACGUGCAAAACGACAACACUCAGUACGAGUAUGAAGGGCAAAAUGGAAACUUAAUAAUACAAGAAGCAGAGAUUGUUCUCAUAACUACUUCUCUAGGGGGAAUAAAGUCAUCAUUUUUUUCAUCCUUAAGGGCACAGAACCUAUUGAACUGUAAAAAGUUCCUCUAUGUUGUAAUAGACUCCAAUAGAGACACCAGCACAGCAAAAAAUUUAAAAGAUCAAGAACUUUUUAACAGAUGGAAAGAAGAUGAACUGCUGCAAUCAAAUGACAGUGGAAUUGUUUUACCUCAAAUUUUAAUUGAUGGAGUAUCUAUAGGAAAUGAUAUAGCAUUACAAAAUUUAGAAGAUGAAGGAAAUUUAGACUUUAUUGUGGCUAGAUUAAAAUGCCCUAAUUGCUUAAGUGAUAAAUCAAACACAGAUGUGCAAUGUCCUAAUUGCAAAUAUGAUUAUGUUAGCUUAAUCUCGGAAGAAUUAAUUCGAGAUAAUGGAGUCACAAGGAUAUUGCAAGGGGAAUUAUACAAUGAGGAAGAAACGGAAGAGUGA